Molecule: messenger RNA, 1262 nt
Organism: Hippocampus comes (tiger tail seahorse)
Lineage: Eukaryota; Metazoa; Chordata; Actinopteri; Syngnathiformes; Syngnathidae
Gene: rabac1
Product: Rab acceptor 1 (prenylated)
Exons: 7
Coding region: 291-911 (206 amino acids)
Cellular component (GO): Golgi apparatus
Source: RefSeq, a predicted model, not a curated record
UUGCCGCAGACCAUAGAUUGAUGGUCUUGUGUCAGUUUUUAUCCAUAUCGCCACAGUAAACAAGAAAUAAAUCUCCCAAAGCUGAUUUCAGAUCUGUUUGGACCAAGUGCUCUGUUGUGUGGUUUUCCAACCAGAUCGUCGGGAUAAACACGUCACUUCCGUCAACACCCGGAGAUAACCCGGAUUUCUUCGAUUGUGGUGAACCUCCAGUGCAGUUGACCAGUUUCUAACUGUUGUCUACGCAUUUGAAACAAAGACGAAGAAGCCACUGGGUUAAAGAAAAUUAGUAGAUGCAGGUUCCAAAGGGUGAGAACUGCCAGGUGGACAUGGAGAGCAAAGCUGGAGAUGUUUUUGGUGCUGAGGAUGCUCGUCUGACGGGCACGACUGGUGCAACUGGGAUCCUUGCUAAGCUAGGCCUCCCUAAAGGCUUUUCAGCCAACGUGGCCAAAGAGUGGCUGGACCGGCGGCGGGUGUCCAUCCGGCCAUGGGCCAGUUUUGCAGACCAGCGCAAAUUCUCCAAGCCGCGCAACUUCGGCGAGAUGUGUCAGCGCGUGGUGAAGAAUGUGGACACGUACAACAGCAACUACACUUUCAUCUUCCUUGGACUCAUCCUCUACUGCAUAAUCAGCUCUCCCAUGUUACUGAUAGCGUUGGCCGUGUUCGUUGGUGCCUUCUACAUCAUCCACCUUAAAUCGCUAGAGUCCAAGCUGGUGAUCCUUGGCAAGGAGCUGACUGUCCCGCACCAGAUGAGCCUGGCCGGAGGAAUCUCCUUACCAGUCUUCUGGUUGGCUGGAGCCGGAGCCGCUGUCUUUUGGGUUCUGGGUGCGACCUUGUUUGUGAUUGGCAGUCACGCUGCAUUCCGAGAGCUGGAAAACUCCGAGAUGGAAGAGCUGCUCAUGGAGUCCGUGUGAUAUACGUAACCUUGGUUUCAACGCAUUGCUGUUACACACGUAUGAUCUUAAUCAUCGUUUUACGGUGCAUUCAAGUACAUGAUCAUGAAAUGCCAAAUUUGACUUCUUUUAUACACGGACGCAUCUUAUGUCACCAUAUUGUAUUGUAUUGAUGCACCUCUGAAUGCUACUAAAGUGCAAGUUUUGAACAUAUUGAAUCCUAUAUUGAUUCUGCAGUAAUAAAAUCGCCUUUUUUUUCAUUUGAUUUGAGCUUGUGACAUAAUGCUGCCGGGUGACAUAUUUUGACAUUUCAUGUUUUCAUCGGGUCAUAUUUCAAGUGUAUGUGAUAAAUAAAAUUCUUCCAUACAAGCA